CAUCACACUCGCAUCUGGAGCGGAGGAGGAGGAGGCGGGAGCGCGGGCGCGUCACCGAGCGCAUCCUUACGGAGCGCGCAGGCACAGAAGAAAACACCGUACAGCUCGGCCACCCAUUUCAGCUGGAGGAUCGGCCUGGAGAAAUUCAUGGAAAUAAAAUAGAAAUCCAUUCCCUUGGCUUUUUAUUUUUUGUUUUCUGAUCACAGCCAAGCCACUGGACUUCAAAAUGGCUGAGAUGACUAAUUUAAAAACAACCUAUGAUGUGUCCCCAGUACUUGCGGGUUUUCUGGGUGCAGGGGUCUUGGUCGUCUCUGUGACGGUGGCUGUUUUUCUGUGGACGUGCUGUCAGCGGCGAUAUCGUCAAAUGACAGGUGCGCACAAGCUGACCAGCGGCCCCUACGACCCACCCGUUGACCCUCCCUACAAGUUCAUCCACAUGCUCAAAGGCAUCAGCAUCUACCCCGAGACCCUCAGCAACAGUAAGAAGAUUGUACGGGUGGGCCGGCGCUCAGGAUCGGGCUCCCUGUUUAGAGAAUGGGGUCGUGGGUCCCCAAACGGCGACGUGCUUCUUGUGGAUUCAGAUCCCGAAGGUGGUACCCCACACCUACAGAUGAACCACCUGGUACCUCCCAGACUGGAGAGGGCGCUGCCCAUCCGGGCCGACUACUGCUGUAUGGAGAGCAGCUCAGGAAGCAGCAGCGAAGCACCCAGUAAGACGGCGUCGCCCCACAGUCUCGACUCCCCCUCUCUGGGAACGCUCAGUUUGGCCGUCGACUACAACUUCCCCAAGAAGGCCCUUGUCGUGACCAUCGUAGGAGUGCAGGGGCUCCCCGCAGUGGACGAGCAGGCAGGCAGCUCUGACCCCUAUGUGAAGAUGACCAUCCUGCCAGAGAAGAAGCACCGGGUGAAGACACGUGUCCUGAGGAAGACUCUGGAGCCCGUGUUCGAUGAGACGUUCACCUUCUACGGCAUCCCCUACAGCUCGCUUCCUGAGCUCUCGCUGCACUUCCUGGUGCUCAGCUUUGAUCGCUUUGCACGGGAUGAUGUCAUCGGGGAGGCGGUGGUGCCGUUGGCGGGCGUGGACCCCAGUACGGGACGGGCACACAUCACCCAACAAAUCAGCAAGAGGAACACGCAGUGUGAAAGUCGUGGGGAGUUGCUGGUCUCUCUGUCUUACCAGCCUGUUACUCACAGGCUUAAUGUAGUAGUCCUUAAGGCCAAACACCUGCCAACCAUGGACAUCACAGGCCUGUCAGGCAACCCUUAUGUUAAAGUAAACGUCUUUUACGGCCGCAAGCGCAUAGCCAAGAAGAAGACGCACGUGAAGAAAUGCACACUCAAUCCCGUUUUCAAUGAAUCAUUUAUCUACGAUGUUCCCACUGAGCUUAUGCCGGACAUCUCUGUGGAGUUUCUGGUCAUCGAUUUUGACCGCACCACGAAGAAUGAGGUUGUGGGGCGCCUGGUUCUGGGUGGUCAGAGCCCUAUUCCAUCAGGGGUGACUCACUGGAGGGAAGUCUGUGACAACCCAAGGCGGCAGAUUGCCAAGUGGCAUAACCUAAUAGAGUACUAGUGUCUGGUUUACACAUGGGGAAAGCAAAAUCUAUUAUACCACUUCCUUCCUGUCAGCCCCUCUAUAGAAAGAAGCCCAUUUAACAAUCUCCUUUUUCCCAGUACAGACAAGUGGUAUGUGUCAGGACAUAGUACCAGGAACAGUCUAACGGAAAAGACACUUAGAAAGUUCUCUAGUGAACUCAUAGCAAAAAAGACUCAUACAUGAUAGCAAAUAAAAAAAAAGAGAGUCAGUGUGGUUUUUGGCUCUGAUUAGACAUCGCUUAAGUUAAUUAUAAGCGAAUUAUACCUGGGUGAGAGUUAUACCCCAGUAUCCUCAGAGCCUUUUACCAGUAUACCGCCAUAUUCACAAUAUACAUACACUACUUUCAAUUAGCCGCAUGCUAGAAAUAGUGAGACACUUUUAUUUUUAGGAUGAAGGCAGGUCGUAAGAAAAAGUGAGCUUUAAGUCCACUUUUAAAAAAAUUAUAAUGGGGUGAAUGUUUUGGUAGUGUAGGAUAAAAAUGGAUGAGGGAGAUAUAAACCGGACACCAUCAUGAGCAUUUUUGCUAACAUGCUAAUACUUACCACAGAAGGCUGAAAUAUGGCUAUUAUUCAUAUCCAGCUAAAAUUGAGAUCCAAUGAGUCAGUUAAACAAAAUCUGGUGUCAAGGCCAAGUUUUCAGCCAACCACCAAAUGAAAAUUAGAGUCCGUCAACACAGGAUUAAAAAUGAAUUUGAUUUAUGAAAACGCUCUGAUGUUCCACAUAGUAAAACAAGUCUACACGUUCCCUGUUUUUAUGCUGUAGCUGUUUAUUUAUUUGUAGCUGUACUUAUACAUUAUUGUUUAUUUCUCCAUCUUGAUGGAAAGCACUUCUAUGACAUGUUGUUGGCGCAUCUCAACAUAUCUACUAUUCAUUGAUUUAAAUUCACUUUUGUUUUUCCUUUUUUUAUGCAUAUCUAUGCACAUUUUCAUUGUACCACAAAGGAUGUUUUGACCCAGUUGCUGUGCUACCAUAGCAUAGAGAUCAGGGAAGGUUUGAUCAAAAAAGUUGGAGGGAAACAUCAAAUAAAUAACAGUCAAAGCCAAAUGUGACAGAUAUUAGUAUAUUUACGCAUUGUCAAAUUUGUACAUUUUACAUGUACUGUACCUAACACCACAGUUUCUAUUGCCAUCAAAUGUGUUUUUUAAGACCACACUUAAUUCCUAAGGCCAUAAAACUAAUUCUUAACGUAUUUGGUCAAGAUGUAUAUAAUGUAUCAUAUGGCGUAACACUAGAUUCUUCAGUUUCUUUUUUCAUAGUACAAUUAAAUAUAGUCAAAUAUACAUUAGAACUUUUGACAUACAAAUGGUGUCAUGAAAAUAACUAAAAUUAACCACCCCAACUUAGAAAUCAUAAUUACUUCAAUAACCUGUUUGGCUUUAAGCCUGUCUAUUCUUUGAUGGAGAUAUAUGCAUAUUCAGACCAGUUUUUGCACUUUCUUAGAGUACUGUAUUUAUUUUUAUGAUUUGUGUUCAAAAGAAAGAAUAUAUAUAUAUAUAUAUAUAUGUGUGUGUGUAUGAAAAACCUUAAUAUCUAUGAUAGGACUAAUAACUGACCAAAUCAAAGUUAGGAUUUUGGCAUGAGCCAGUAAUAAUUAGUCAGCGGCAGCUGUCGAAAACUAACCAAAGUAGACCAACGUUUUGUGGUGUGGAUAUCUCACCCCUGAGUGAAAUUAGUUUUGGUGACCGCGAUGAAGCCGCUCACACUGCGGAGUCUAUGUUUGAAGGCAUGCAAUGUGCGUGUGGAUGUGUUCCCAUUGAUGUCACUCGUGCCCACAGCCCCUGAGGCAGAAUUACAUGCUCUAUUCCCAGUGCGAAUGAGCACAUAUUUAGUUAAUAAGGCAGAAAGUGGGAGGGGGAGAGUAGAAAAAGAUACGACUGGCUCAUUAGAGGUAUUUCAUAUUUAACAUGUGAAAUUAAUAUAGCAGCAAAUUAAGCCCCAGCCUUCUCUCCACGAUAUCUGCAGUCAAGCUCAUUGUGAGUCAUUAAAUCCACAUAAUGAGAUUUACCAUUGUUCAUAAGGAAAUAAAUGAAUCCCAAUCACGUUUUGAAAAAAAAUUAAGAAACCAUAUGCCCAUCGUCUAGCUAUACAUUUACAACAGUGAACUCUUCCACCCUCUGUAAUGUUUUUAACCCUGCAUGCAUUCACUAUUCAAAUUUCUGCUUCAAAACUGGUGUAUAUAUUACAGUUUUUAGUGGUUUAUAUGACAGCAAAACCCACUUUUGUAAAAACAACAACCCAAACUACACAUUGCAACCUACGUGAAAUGAUACAUGUGUGUUUUUCUUUAUUUUAACCCUCAGCUCCUUGUGUUACUUGGAACUUUUUUGAUCUUUUGGGCAUAAAAUGCUUGUAUAAAAAUAUCAAUAACUAUAGACAUAAAGAUGAAUAUAACCAAUUGUAAAUGAGUGUUUGUUCCAAUGCACUGGUGGGCAGCAGCACUUUCUGCUCUUCUUGUAUCUAACUGUUUUACCUGGAAUGGAAAUGGUUUCUUUUUGUGUAAACCUCCUCUUUUGGAGUGCUAUCUGCCCCUCUUUUUCUCUCUGCCACUGGUCCCUAACAAUCCCUCAGUUUUUUGUGCUGUUGUAUGUUGUACAGAAACAUUGAAAGCUGAACAAAGAUGAAAAUGAGCUGAGAAGAAAAUUAUUGUAAUGAAUAUAUUAGUCCAUUUGGAUCACGCAGUGUUGAUAAGGCUAAAGUGCAGUGAUUCAGCUUUAUUUUAGGUGUCCCUUAAACCACUGUACCUAGAUGAUAAGCAGUGUUAGUUCACCACAACUGUAGUGUGAUUCAUGUUGUUACCUGGCCUUUUCAAUAUUUGUAGGUACAAGCAAGUUGUCUAUGUAUAAUGUAAGUACAGUGAAUAACAUGUACAUUACAUAUCCAGCUUAAUACUGCUCAUUUCACUACACGAUCUUCAGGGACAUCUAACAUAAAGUGUGAACUGUUAUGCUUUUGAAGGCAAGAUAUCUGCAUACUGCUGUGAGUUUAUGCUAAAUACAGUAUGUUACACUAAUGCUGACUUGUACUGUAUGUUGACGUUGUUAACACAAUGGACGUGCAAAUAAAAUAAAAACUGAUACACUA
This is a messenger RNA of Cyprinus carpio (common carp), 4675 nucleotides long. RefSeq names its product synaptotagmin-11-like. The record is from RefSeq and is a predicted model, not a curated record. Gene Ontology annotation, cellular component: synapse; membrane; axon. Lineage: Eukaryota; Metazoa; Chordata; Actinopteri; Cypriniformes; Cyprinidae. Gene Ontology annotation, biological process: regulation of dopamine secretion; vesicle fusion; calcium-ion regulated exocytosis. Gene Ontology annotation, molecular function: phosphatidylserine binding; calcium-dependent phospholipid binding; SNARE binding.